GUGUUAGAACACGUGUUCUGUCAAACAUUCUAACCUAAAAAAACUGUUUGUCAUUUAACAUUUAUAAUAAUAAAUAAAUACAAUAAAAAUUCAGACAAAUAACUUAUUAGAAAACUUGUUAAUAAGAUCAAUCAGCAUGGGUAGAAGAAAAGCUGGCUUUAGAAAGCCGAAACAAGCCAAUAAUGCUCAGGUACAAGGUCCUAGAAAACCUUAUCAGGAUAUUAUUAGAGAAAACGAAAAAUUUAUACAAUACUACAAGACUCAAGGAAUUUGUAAAGUUGAAGAAUGGGACACCUUUAUUUCUGCAUUAAAAAGUGAUUUGCCAGCUACAUUUAGAAUUACUGGAUCUAAAGGGGAGGCUAAAAAAAUGCUGGAUAUUAUUAAAGAUAUUUUUGUAAAAAAUUGUUUGAAUGAACCAUCUGAAAAUGGAGAAAAGAAACCUGAUAUUUUUCCUUUACCUUGGUAUCCAGAUAAUUUAGCUUGGCAAAUGGAAUUAACAAGAAAAGAUAUCCGUAGGAAUGAAUCUUAUUAUAAACUUCACAACUUUUUAAUAUCAGAGACAGAACAUGGUACAAUUUCAAGACAAGAAACUGUUAGCAUGAUUCCUCCUCUAGUUUUAGAUGUUAAACCUCAUCAUAAAGUUUUAGAUAUGUGUGCUGCCCCUGGUUCAAAAACAGCUCAACUUUUAGAACUAUUACAUGCCAGUGAUGUUUCAAUCCCAUCUGGUUAUGUUAUAGCAAAUGAUGUUGAUAAUAAAAGAUGUUACAUGUUGGUUCAUCAAGCCAAAAGACUUAAUUCGCCUUGUGUUGCUGUUGUUAACCAUGAUAGUGCAAUUUUACCAAAUUUUAGUUGUACAUUACCUGAUGGUUCAACUGACCAAGUACAAUUUGAUAGGAUUUUGUGUGAUGUUCCAUGUUCUGGUGAUGGAACUAUGAGGAAAAAUCCGGAUAUUUGGAUGAAAUGGACUCCUGCUAAUGGAGUUAAUUUACAUGGAAUUCAAUCUAGAAUAAUAAGAAGAGGUGUUGAAUUAUUAGCUAUUGGAGGGCGCUUAGUUUAUUCAACUUGUUCAUUGAAUCCAAUUGAAAAUGAAGCUGUAAUACACCGCUUAUUAGCUGAAACUGAUGAUAGUUUAAAACUUGUUGAUGUUGGCGAUAGUUUACCAGGAUUAAAAUAUUCACCUGGAAUGGAAAAUUGGCAAGUUGGAACAAGAAACUUAGAUUUUUACAACUCAUUUGAGGAAGUUGAUGAAAAAUGGAGAACCACAAUUCGCCCACAAAUGUUUCCCCCCAAAGAGGAAGAUAAAUCAAAGUACAACUUAAAUAAAUGCAUAAGAAUUCUCCCUCAUCAACAAAACACGGGAGCAUUCUUUGUAGCUGUUUUAGAAAAACAUAAGCCAAUAAACGUCAAAGAAAAAUCCUUUAAAAUCACCCCACAAAGCGAAGAAAAUAACCCAGAUGAAGAUACAACCACCUCUGAUAACGAUAAAUUAAAAAAUAAGCGACUAAAUGAAGAUAGGUUACCAGAAAAUCAACGAAAACGACGCAGGAAGGAAGGGUAUAAAGAAGAUCCUUACGUUUUUUUUAAUGAAACAGAAACGGUUUGGCCGAGUAUCCAAAAAUUUUAUGAUAUCUCUAAUGAUUUUGAUGUUAAAUGUUUAUUGGUACGGUGUAACGCUGGUAAAAGAAAGAAUAUUUAUUUGACCUCACCAGCAAUAAGAGAUUUAGUUCUCCAAAAUCAAGGCAGUAUUAAAUUUAUUAACACCGGGGUAAAAACGUUUGUUAGAUGUGAUAAUAGAAACAUGAAAGAAUGUGCGUUUAGGAUUGCUAACGACGGUUUAGAAAGUGUGUUUGAUUACAUUGGGCAUAAUCGAAAAAUAUCAAUUCCUCGAGAUGAUCUUAUCACUCUCCUUAUGAAUACUAAUCCUGAAGAAGCGCCGCAAAUAACUUCGUUAUCUGAAGAGAUACAAGCGCAAGUUAACGAUCUUCCACCAGGUAGUUGUAUUUUGAUAUACAAAGAAGAAAAUCCUGGAAAAGAGACGUUAAUUUUGCAUGUUAGCGGUUGGAGAGGAACUACAUCUUUAAGAUCUUAUAUGUCGCAACAUAGUACAGUUCAUUAUCUUCGAUUACUUGGAGGAGACGUUUCUAAAUAUGAUGUUAAUAAGUUUAAGAAAUUGGAAGAAGAAGGAGAUAAUGAAGCGAAGGUAAAUGAAGAAAACAAAGAAGAAGAAAAAGUUGAAGAAAAAUCUGGCUAA
Molecule: messenger RNA, 2251 nt
Organism: Onthophagus taurus
Lineage: Eukaryota; Metazoa; Arthropoda; Insecta; Coleoptera; Scarabaeidae
Gene: Nsun2
Product: tRNA (cytosine(34)-C(5))-methyltransferase Nsun2
Biological process (GO): tRNA methylation
Cellular component (GO): nucleus; cytoplasm
Molecular function (GO): tRNA binding; tRNA (cytidine-N5)-methyltransferase activity
Source: RefSeq, a predicted model, not a curated record